This is a messenger RNA of Pseudocercospora fijiensis CIRAD86, 2055 nucleotides long. RefSeq lists its product as uncharacterized. The transcript has a single exon. Gene Ontology annotation, cellular component: nucleus. Lineage: Eukaryota; Fungi; Ascomycota; Dothideomycetes; Mycosphaerellales; Mycosphaerellaceae. The coding region runs from base 445 to 1995 and encodes 516 amino acids. The record is from RefSeq and is a predicted model, not a curated record. Gene Ontology annotation, biological process: double-strand break repair via nonhomologous end joining. Gene Ontology annotation, molecular function: DNA-directed DNA polymerase activity; DNA binding.
CAGGAUCCGACUGCCCUCGAGGAUGGGCCCCAGCCAUUGGAUCUGAGCUCUUGGCCACCGAUCUACAUAUCGCCCACUCAUUUCGACACAGAAGACUUGCAUGAACUGGAAGAAGCUCUGGACGCGGCACAUGCAGUCCAUACAUAUGAUAUUGGAGAGGCAGAGAUCGUACUUAGUAAAGCUACCAAAAAACCACGAAUCCGCCUCGACCUCAAAGCCAAAGGAUUGCAUACCACAGAAUGGCAGUGUGAGAUCAGUGCAUCUGCAAGGACUGUUAUAUCUGAAGAUACCGAGGCGCUAUCGAGGAAGAGAAAGCGUGAUGAGCUAAACGCUAGCCUUGCGCGAGAGCAGGUAUUACCACCAGGCCGAAUUGUAAAAGUUGUCAGCAUAGAAUGGGUUACGGACUCUCAAGAAAGCGGUCAUGUCCUGCCUCUUGACCAAUACAUGACGUAUAUGGGUCUUUUGCAAGCAGUUGAUGAAGCUACAACAGCGACGUUGAAGCACAAUCCACCUAUUCAAAAGGCCGCCAAGCUCACCGCUACUUUGCAACAUGCUCCCGCAGGUGAACCAUCCAAUCCACCCGAUGGUAGCGAGAUCCUCCAGCGAGCCCAAGAUGAUGCUUCACAUGCAAAGCCGAAGUAUAGUCGUUUUGGUAAACGCCAGUAUCACCACCCGCACCAGGUCACUCCGUCUGCCAAUCCAUCGAGCUGGGAAGCCGGACACGGGACAAGUGCCAAGUACGCUCAUCUGCUGCAGCAAACAACUACAGAAUAUGAAGGGUCGUCCAGCGAUACGCCUGAGAUGCCGAAGUGGGUCAAGUCACGCGUUAAGUACGCGUGUCAAAGACUGACGCCAAUGACGAAUCCAAAUGACGAUUUCAUCGCUCUACUGAAAGAGAUCAAGCAAGCACGACUCCUCACGAAUGAUGAGAUAGGCGUGAGAGCAUACAGUACUUCCAUUGCUGCCAUUGCUGCUUACACUCACAAGUUCAGCACUGCGAAGGAGAUCUUAGCGUUGCCAGGAUGCGAUAGCAAAAUCGCAAAUCUUUGGGUCGAAUGGAAGAACACAGGCACAAUCAAAGCGGUUGAGGAUGCUCGGAACGACGAGGAUCUCAAGGUCCUUCGGCUGUUCUACAACAUCUGGGGCGUCGGUGUUGCCACCGCUCGUGAUUUCUAUUUUGACCGCGGUUGGAGAGAGCUGGACGACAUUGUUGAGUACGGGUGGUCGACUCUGGUUCGUGUGCAGCAAAUUGGAGUUAAAUACUACGAUGAAUUUCAAGACCUCAUACCUCGUGCAGAGGUUGAACAGAUAUGCGAAGUGAUUCGCAAACAUGCAGUCAAGGUUCGCGAUGAUGGCAUCCAGACCGUUAUCGUUGGUGGCUAUCGCAGAGGGAAAGAGGCUAGUGGAGAUGUCGACAUCGUGGUCACUCAUCCCAACGAGAGCUGCACGCUGAAUCUGGUGAAUGACGUUGUAGGCAGCCUCGAGGAAGAAGAGUGGAUCACCCAUACCUUGACUGUAUCUAAUGCCAGCUCCGAGAGAGAUCAGCAGACGCUUCCGUUUCGCGCUGGAGGCGGCGGGCAUGGGUUUGACACACUGGACAAGGCUCUCGUUGUAUGGCAAAAUCCAGUUUGGCCUUCAAAAGCUCAGGAUCUGGCCGAGAAUGCACAGGCAAAGAAUCCCAACAUCCACAGACGGGUCGACAUCAUCAUUUCUCCGUGGCGAACCGUGGGUUGUGCUGUAGUAGGCUGGAGUGGCGGGACAACAUUCGAGAGGGACUUGAGGCGCUAUGCGAAAAAUGUCAAAGGCUGGAAGUUCGACAGCUCUGGAGUUCGCAAUCGAGGUAACGGCGAAGUUGUUGACCUUGAGGGCUAUUUCAGCUGGGAAGGUAAGGAGGGCAAGGAAGGUCGUGCAAAGACCAUCGAGGAAGCGGAGCGGAGAGUGUUUGAAGGGCUCGGUCUCAGGUAUAGAGAGCCUUGGGAGCGGUGCACUGGGUGAGCGAAAGUAUAUUUAGCAGCCACGUUAUGAUAAAUACCUGAGUCGAGAGACUUGCCGCAC